AUGGACGAUGCGGGGGAGGUGGUCGCCGGAGACGUCGAUGCCGGCGGCAAUGGUGACCCCGAAGAAGGGCAAGGCGAAAGCGAAGGCUUCGACCCCAACUCGGACGUGGGUCAACCUGAUGGAGUUGAAGAAAGGAAGAGAGAGUUGACUGACAAGCUGGAUACCUUGAGUAAGAAAAAGCAUGAUCUUGUGCAGAUGCUGAAGCAGAGUUGCACAAUUUUAAAUGCCGAAGAGGAAAUCAGAACACGUAGCAUGCAGGCUUCACUGCGUGCUGCCAUGCCUCAGCCGCCAGAAAACACAGCUGAUGGAAGUGUUCCUAGACAGGUGCCCAGAAUGACCGUUGAUGUCAAUUUCAGCGAGUUUGCUGGGGAGUCAGAUGCUGGUUCCAACCAGGGCACUCCUGGGCUCCCCUUGCAUCAUGUUCACAGUAUUUCCCCUUCAACAGCCUCUUUUGCUAGGUCUCCAUUCGGUUCUCGCAACCACAACCCUGGCAACACUCCAAGAAGUCCAGCACCUUUCUCUACAGCAAGCCCAUCUCGCUUCGCAGGUACUGGGCAUCAAGGACACCACCCCUCAGCAUCACUACCAGCAGGCAACUUUGUAGCAUCGUCGCCUUCCCCUGCUGCAUCCGGUGGCUCUUCCUCUGUAUUCAGGGACUAUCGCCCGCCCAGUUCAACAUAA
Molecule: messenger RNA, 681 nt
Organism: Triticum turgidum subsp. durum (durum wheat)
Lineage: Eukaryota; Viridiplantae; Streptophyta; Magnoliopsida; Poales; Poaceae
Source: the annotation of a GenBank genome assembly